This is a messenger RNA of Punctularia strigosozonata HHB-11173 SS5, 1035 nucleotides long. Its product is annotated as alpha/beta-hydrolase. The transcript is spliced from 2 exons. NCBI's taxonomy places the organism in Eukaryota, Fungi, Basidiomycota, Agaricomycetes, Corticiales, Punctulariaceae. Bases 1 to 1035 code for a protein of 344 amino acids. The record is from RefSeq and is a predicted model, not a curated record. Gene Ontology annotation, molecular function: hydrolase activity.
AUGCCGCCCUUCACCAUCGCUCGUCCAAAGGCAACGUUUGCCUUCAAGCACGUUCAGGAAAGGCCUUUGCUGCUCGACGUCUAUGCAGCCGAAGGCACGGCAGGCGGACCGCGUCCCGCCAUCCUCCACUUCCACGGUGGCGGACUGAUCUCCGGCGACCGCACCUUCGUCCCGCCCUGGCUCGUCGCCGCAGCGCUCCACCGCGACUGGCUCGUGAUCUCCGCCGACUUCCGUUGUCUCCCCGAGUCGACGGGCGCCGAGCUCGCCGAAGACCUGCGCGACGCGUACGACUGGCUGGCGCGCGGCGGCGGCGGCGCGAGCAAAGACCUGCCCGACCGCCCGAUCGACCCCGCGCGCAUCGCCGUCGUCGGCGGCAGCGGCGGCGGGUACUGCGCGCUCCUCGGCGGCGCCGAGCUCUUCCGCGACCCUGCCCCCGUAGCCAUAUUCAUGCUCUAUCCGCUGUCGGACCCCGCGUGGCCCACGUACCUCGCCGGGCCCGGAUUCGAGCGACGAGGGGUGAUGGGGCACGCCGUUGAGGACGCGGCGCCGACGCUCGCUGAGAUCGAGGAGCGCAUCGCGCGAGGGGAGUGUAGCUUCGGGGAGGCGUUCCAGCCCAAGGCGGACAUGUCGAGGCACGGACGAUGGCCGUACAUGCGCUUCGUGCUCCAGGAGGGCCUUGUCGCGGACUACCUCACCGGCGUGCGCGGGAUGGCGGCGAAGAUCAGGGAGGAGGGAGUGGAGAAGGCGGUGCCCGAGCACCUGCGGCAUCUCUUCCCAGCCGAGUUUGGGGUCCACAAGGAGCUAUCGCCGCUUAUCAUCUGGCACGGUACGGCUGACGCAGUGAUCGACAUCGCUCAGAGCGAGAAGUUGGUGGCAAAGUGCAAGGAGGUGGAAGCGGUGGUGCAUUUCUUCGCGGUGGAGGGAGCGCAGCACGGUUUCGAUUUUGCGUAUGUGGAUGUGGAGGGCAGCAAGGAUAAGAAGCCUGGGGAAUCGGAGUUGGAGAAAUGCAUCCAGGCGCUGGAGCAGUAUAUGUAA